UGUCCAUUAUGCAGAUAGAGCUUGGACAUUAUUUCAGUUUUGCAUUAGCAGUUCGUCACAUUGGAUAGAACCGGACAAAUAUCUAACAAUAAAGUAACGCAGACAAUUUCGAAACCUGCAGCUGAGUGCUUCCAUCGUAUUAAUAAUGGACCAACGAAAAACUAAAGAUUUACAAGAAGUCGAUAUCGAAAUCUUGUUUUGGAGUCCUGCAGGGGAAAAAGAUACUGGACAUGUUGCGUUGCAUGUAGUGAAGCCUGAGUUGUAUAUCAGCUUUUGGCCAAGCGUUGAUAAUCCAGGGGUGGAUAGUGUUCCAUCCAAGGCCAUGUCUUAUGCAGAUGACCUACAUGAAACAGGUAUGGGUAGAGAGCCAAGUUCCGUGUACAAAGCAAGAAUUGGUUUAGACAUGAAAGCUGUACGCGAAUUCUGGGAAUUACAGCAGAAAAAAGACUACUUUGUCGCCGAAAAUAAUUGCAGCACUGCUGUGAUAGAAGCUUUGAGAGCUGGAAAUGAUGCCUUUAAAGUUAAUCCGUAUGGGCCCGAUUUGAAUAUUGCAGCUGACUUUUUUGUAGGACCGUAUACGCGAGAAGUUGUGGAAAUUUAUGAAAAGUUAGAAUUGUUUCUACAGGAAGCUGUAGCGAAUGGUAGUAACAAGAACUGAUCAAUCACCCACAGCUAAGAAUAGUUUGAUGCCAUUUUUUGUUCAUUAAAUUUGAUUCGAACAUUUU
Bradysia coprophila is the source of this 725-nucleotide messenger RNA. RefSeq lists its product as uncharacterized. NCBI's taxonomy places the organism in Eukaryota, Metazoa, Arthropoda, Insecta, Diptera, Sciaridae. The record is from RefSeq and is a predicted model, not a curated record.